This is a messenger RNA of Chenopodium quinoa (quinoa), 1884 nucleotides long. Its product is annotated as histone-binding protein N1/N2-like. The record is from RefSeq and is a predicted model, not a curated record. NCBI's taxonomy places the organism in Eukaryota, Viridiplantae, Streptophyta, Magnoliopsida, Caryophyllales, Amaranthaceae. Bases 160 to 1563 code for a protein of 467 amino acids. The transcript is spliced from 6 exons. Gene Ontology annotation, cellular component: nucleoplasm. Gene Ontology annotation, biological process: DNA replication-dependent chromatin assembly; CENP-A containing chromatin assembly. Gene Ontology annotation, molecular function: histone binding.
AAAAGAAAAAAAAAAUGUGCGCUGAUUGAAAUAAUUUUCCGUAUAGUUUUUCCGCCACAACACAAACCAAAGGGUUUUGCAUUUUCCCCUAAAUUUCUUUUUCCUUCUCUCUCCUAAAUUUCUUUUUCCUUCUCUCUCCUAAAUUUCUUGCCAAUUUCCAUGGCAGAUGAAGCUUCAACCAUAACUUCUACAUCAAAAAUGGCGGAAGAUCAACCAACGCCUAAUCAGUCUGAAACUACAAACGAGGGAACAAUUCAGUCGAAUGCGCAAGGAGAGCACUCUGAAUCAUCCCUCAAAAACCUUGAAUCUUCCGAAAUCUCUGCUGUAAAUGACCAUGAGAAGACUCUGGAGUUUGCUGAUGAGUUAAUGGAGAAAGGAAGCUUGACAUUUAAAGAAGGUGACUUUCCUGAUGCUGCUGAACUUUUUAGCCGUGCCCUAGAAAUCAGGGUUGCUCAUUAUGGUGAGCUUGCACCUGAAUGCAUUAAAUCAUACUAUAAAUUCGGCCUUGCAUUGUUGUACAAGGCACAGGAGGAGGCUGAUCCCUUGGGAUCUAUGCCAAAGAAAGAUGCUGAAUCCCAGGAAGGUUCUGCUAAGAUUGAAUCUUCAAAGAAACCUGUUGAGCGUGAAUCAUCCCUAGCUUCCAUUUCAAGUAAUGCUGAGCAAUGUGCAAGUUCAAGUCAACCUGCGAGUUCAAGUCAGCAGCAAGGCGCUGAUGAUGUUCCAAGCAAGGAUGAUGGAGAUGAAGAUGAGGAAAGUGAUACAGAUGAAGUUAAUGAAGCUGAGGAGGAUGAGUCUGACUUAGAUCUGGCGUGGAAAAUGCUUGAUCUUGCUAGAGCAAUUUCAGAAAAGCAGUCCAAGGAGACAAUGGACAUGGUUGAUAUCUUGUCGGCUCUUGCUGAAGUUUCCCUUGAAAGAGAGGAUAUCGAGACAUCUCUCAGUGAUUAUCAGAAAGCACUUGCCAUCUUGGAGACUUUGGUUGAACCUGAUAAUCGCUAUAUCGCUGAAUUAAACUUCCGCAUCUGCCUUUGUCUAGAGGUUGGCUCCAGGUCCCAAGAAGCUAUUCCGUAUUGUGAGAAGGCAAUAUCUGUAUGUAAAUCAAGGAUGCAGCGUUUAUUGGAUGAAUUGACAAGAACACCAGAUGCUUCUGAGGAUGCUGCCGCUGAUAAACAAGCAAAAAAAGCAGAGAUUGGAACAUUGAAGAGUCUCUCCAGUGACCUGGAGAAAAAGCUUGAAGAUCUGCAGCAACUGGUAUCCAACCCGACAUCUAUCCUAUCUGAUAUCCUGGGAUUGGCAGCUGCCAAAGCAAGGGCCAAUGAGCAGGCUUCUGCAUCUGCACCAGCAAGUUCUUCACGUGUUGGUGUUGCCACAAGCAAUGGAGAAUUUGAUUCCUCCACUGUAUCCAGUGCUCACACUAAUGGAGCUGCCAGCGGAGUCACACAUCUUGGUGUUGUGGGCAGGGGAGUAAAGCGUGUGAACAUGAAUUCUGUGAAUGUAGAAUCAGACUCCAGUAAAAGACCUGCCAUUGAUCCUAAACCUGAUACAGGUGAUAGCAGUGCUGCUUGAAGAAAAACAUCAGAAAUUCUAACAACCGGAUGUGAGACAUUUCUGAGCAUCUAGAUUCUGAUUGAGCAGCAUAAUAUUUCUCCUUUAUUCUUCUUGUACUAUUUUAUGCAUGUAUGACUUGGAUUGUACCAAGUAGUAGUCUGGCUUUGAUUCCUCAAAACGAUAUCCUUCUGAGUGAUAGUUAUGUAUGCUGUAGAAGCCUGCUGGGGCGCUUGUCCAUGGUUCAUCCUGCUUCCUCUUAUUGAUAGACACCGUCUCUUGUAGAGUUGUGAUCAUGGUUUACUAUUUUCAUAAUCAAAUCAGACCUAUCUUAGAUUCAUA